Triplophysa dalaica is the source of this 1680-nucleotide messenger RNA. RefSeq names its product gastrula zinc finger protein XlCGF52.1-like. The coding region runs from base 1 to 1188 and encodes 395 amino acids. NCBI's taxonomy places the organism in Eukaryota, Metazoa, Chordata, Actinopteri, Cypriniformes, Nemacheilidae. The record is from RefSeq and is a predicted model, not a curated record. The transcript is spliced from 3 exons.
AUGCAAACUCCACACAGGAGGAUUCCCGUUCCAGCUGGGGUUCGAACCGGUGACCUUCUUGCUAUUGUGGUAAAGGUCGAGUCAAACCCCACAGACGCUCAGGACACUGUGUGUGACAGUAAUCACACCUUGAAUCAGGAUGAAUCUACUGAUCAAACCUCCACAGAGUCUCUGGAUUCUGUCUGUAACGCUGGAGAACAGCAGAUCCUGAACACCAGACCACUGAACAUGAGAAGACAAACCACAGCAGAAGAAGAAGAACAUCACACUGAUGAAGAUGAGAAUCAUGAUGAUAAUGAUGAUGAUGAUUUUAUUCCUUCAGAUGAGAGCGGUGAUUCAUGUGGUGAAUCUUCAUCAAAACAGCGAGUGACAGCACAAGCUCUUCCCUGCAUCACAGAGGAACAUUUAGAGGGACAUGAGAGGAGUCACACGGAACAGAAGGUCUUACAAGAGCAGCAACAUCGUUCACAAGAGCACGAAAAGGAGCACAAGAAACAGUUUCUCUGUGAGCUGUGCGGCAAGAAUUUUGUCUCCUCUUUUAGUCUGAAAACUCACAUGAGGACACACUCUGGAGAAAAGUCUUUCCACUGCAGUGAAUGUGACAAAUGUUUCAGCAUCAAAAGCUAUCUUGUUAGUCAUCAGAGAAUUCACACGGGAGAAAAACCGUACGCGUGUCCUCAGUGUGAUAAGAGAUUCAGGCACAACUCUCAUCUCAGGAAACAUUCGUUUUUACACACCAAUGAGAGACCGAAUCACUGCAGUCAAUGUGGAAAAACCUUUAAGAGUUCAGCAUCUUUAAAGUCACACCAGAGAACACACUCUGAGGAGAAACUCUAUCAGUGUUCACACUGUGAUAAACAUUUCCGUGAGAAACUUCAUCUGAUAAAUCAUCAGAGAAUUCACACUGGAGAGAAACCUUAUCACUGCAGUGUUUGUGAGAAGUGUUUCACCACAUACGGGACCUACUCCAGGCACCAGAGAACUCAUACAGCUGAAAAACCCUUCAAAUGUUCUCAGUGUGACAAGACGUUUGCUCGAUCAGAUGUCCUAAAAACCCAUGAGAGAGUUCACACUGGAGAGAAACCUUAUCACUGCUCCAUCUGUGGAGAGAGAUUUGCUUAUUUAAAAUGUCUUAAAGCUCAUGAGAAGAAACAUGCUGGAAAACAAACUGCACUGGAUUCAUCGUAGCAUCUUUAAUCAAUAUGUUACUUUAGCUUGAACUCACGGUUGUUAUAUUUGUGUGAUCUUGAGAAAAUAAUGAUCUCUAAAUCGUGAGAAUUUCUCUGUUUAUUUUUGAAACGUGCUACAUUUGUAGAUGUACAAACAUACUAAAAUAACUCAUCAUGAAAUCUCAUUUGUAUUCGUUGUACCGAACAUUUAUUAGAUUUAGACCUCUUGAAGAUGUUGAGAAUGGAUGCAGCUCUUUUAAAGAUGUUUAGCAGAUGUUUUUACAUAGCAGAUGUUUUCCAGAUCUUGACAGACAUCUUACAGAUGUACCUGUGCUAUCGGGGAAUAAAUUGCUCUGCAAAACGACCUUGCUUCAUUGACAUGUUGACAUUACUUUGCAUUUAUGAGCCGUACAUUAUCAUGCCGGUGUCUGUGACACAAAAUAAACACAUCUGUGCCUAUAACAUUGUUUGAAUAGCCAUCUGUGUGAAUAUUAAAAUGAGUGGCCAGUUA